Molecule: messenger RNA, 1139 nt
Organism: Kogia breviceps (pygmy sperm whale)
Lineage: Eukaryota; Metazoa; Chordata; Mammalia; Artiodactyla; Physeteridae
Source: RefSeq, a predicted model, not a curated record
GACAUUCGGUGCCCUGGUGGAGCGGGCGCACCCUCCUGGCUGAGCGGACAGGUUCUCUCGUCGGAGAUACGUGUAACACACCAACUUACAAUGACCUAGGAAAGGCUGCCAAGGAUGUCUUCAACAAAGGAUAGAUUUGGCAUGGUCAAAAUAGAUCUGAGAACCAAGUCAUGUAGUGGAGUGGAAUUUUCUACUUCUGGUCAUGCUUACACUGAUACAGGGAAAGCAUCAAGCAACCUAGAGACCAAAUACAAGAUUUGUAACUAUGGCCUGACCUUCACCCAAAAGUGGAACACAGACAAUACUCUUGGGACAGAAAUCUCUUUGGAGAAUAAGUUGGCUGAAGGGUUGAAACUGACUCUUGAUACCAUAUUUGUACCGAACACAGGAAAGAAGAGUGGGAAAUUGAAGGCCUCCGAUAAACGGGAUUGUUUCAGUCUUGGCAGUAAUGUUGAUAUAGAUUUUUCUGGACCAACCAUCUAUGGCUGGGCUGUGUUGGCCAUUGAAGGUUGGCUUGCUGGCUGUCAGAUGAGUUUUGACACAGCCAAUUCCAAACUGUCACAGAAUAAUUUCGCCCUGCGUUACAAGGCUGCAGACUUCCAGCUGCACACUCACGUGAAUACUGAAUUUGGAGGGUUGAUCUACCAGAAGGUGAACGAGAAGAAAAACCUCGCGUGGACGGCUGGCAGUAACAACACCCGUUUCGGCAUCGCCACUAAGUACAAGCUGGAUUGUAGAAUUUCUCUAUGUGCUAAAGUGAAUAAUGCCAGCCUGAUUGGACUGGGUUAUACUCAGACCCUUCGACCAGGAGUGAAACUGACCCUGUCAGCUCUAAUCGAUGGAAAGAACUUCAAUGCAGGAGGGCACAAGGUCGGGCUGGGAUUUGAACUAGAAGCUUAAUGUGGUUUUGAAUAAAGCAUCAGCUUUGUCCCUGGAGGUGAAGAGAAAUGAACCCACUAUGUUUUGGCCUUAAAAUUCUUCUGUGAAAUUUCAAAAGUGUGAACUUUUUAUUCUUCCAAAGAAUUGUAAUUCUCCUCCCACUGAAGCCUAGAUAUCGAGUCCAGCCUAAGGGAGGUGUGCUUGAAGGCAUGCCCGGAAGUUGUCAUGUUCGUGCCACAUUUCAUUUCAGUUCCGCAGUG